AACACAUAUAGGUAAAUACAACUCCUAAAUCAUCUGACUAAGCUGGAAGUGGUAUGAGGGUGCCUUACUAGCAUCUUGAGAUCGGUGUUUUCGGAUCUCGAUGAUGACAAGAGGCUGGGGGAGGAGGUACACUUUGUGGGACUAGAUGCAGUUCAAAAGUAGGUUGGUGUUGGGAAUGUGCAGGGAAGAUGGGCCAGGCAUUGUGUAUAUGUUCCCGUGGCUCAAUCACCAUCGACAACAAGAGAUACUUCUUCAUUCAGAAGCUAGACGAAGGGGGGUUCAGCUACGUGGACCUUUUGGAGGGCGUCCAGGACGGUCGCUUCUACGCCCUGAAGCGGAUCCUGUGCCACGACCGGGAGGCGCGGCAGGAGGCCCAGACGGAGGUGGAGAUGCACCAGCUCUUCAACCACCCCAACAUCCUGGGCCUCACCGCCCACACCUUCGUGGACCGCAGCGGGAAGACAGAGGCCUGGCUGCUGCUGCCGUACAUCAGUAAGGGAAGCCUGUGGUCCGUUCUGGAGAAACUCAGAGACAAAGGAAGCUCCAUGCCAGAGAGGCGCAUCUUACUCAUUUUGCACGGCAUCUGCACCGGACUCAAGGCCGUCCACGAGCGGGGAUACGCACACAGGGACCUGAAGCCCACCAACGUGCUCCUGGAUGAGAAUGACCGCCCGCUCCUAAUGGACCUGGGCUCCAUGAACAAAGCCCGAAUUGAGGUCCGGGGGUCCCGGGAGGCCAUGACGGUGCAGGACUGGGCGGCGCAGCGCUGUACCAUCUCGUAUCGGGCCCCCGAGCUCUUCAACGUGGAGAGCCACUGCAUCAUCGACGCCCGCACCGACAUCUGGUCGCUAGGCUGCGUGCUGUACAGCAUGAUGUUCCUGCAGGGCCCCUUCGACAUGGUCUUCCAGAAGGGCGACAGCGUGGCCCUGGCCGUCCAGAACUCGGUCCUCAUCCCCCAGCCCUGCAGCUACUCGGAGGGCCUGCAGAAUCUCCUGCGCUCCAUGAUGGUCUCCAACCCCCAGGAGAGACCUGCGGUGGCCUGGGUCCUGGAUCAGGUGCAGGACCUGCGGACAUGCAGCCCCAACACACACACCAACAUGGUGUGACCCCCACCAACAUGGUGUGACCCCCACCACCACCACCACCACCUCCCACCCCUCUCCCAAGGCUCCAGGUGUAGGAGGUGUAACACCUUAGAACGCAGAACUUAGAGGUUAUUCCACAUAAAGAGAGUAGGAGGGUGCGUGAGACGCACAAACACACACACACGCGCACACACACACACACACACUGUGCUCUCCUCUGCGUUUGCACGUGAAAGGUGCUUCGUUCCCCCAUGAUACAGAGAGAUAAUAAUUUGGCACUCCAUCCUCGAAUAAAGUCUCUGUUUGGACACUUGCUUGAUCAUCUUAAAGUUGAGGAAAGGUCAAUGAUUCUCAGAUAACCUGGGUUGUCACUGUUCACUGAUCAUUUGGUUAGGAAUUGUUGUUCAUUUGUUUGUCAUUCCAGAAGGGAAGCCAUUGCUGUAUGCUUUGCUUAACCUUUCAAUGGAAGUAAAAUACUUUAAGUUCACAGUGCCCGAAAAAACAUUCCUGUUAUCCAGUUUGAUAUGGCUAUGACUCAUUUUUUCACAGACUAACUAUAACUGCAUCUUUUUUAAACCAUGCAUCUUGAAUGAAUUGCUCUCCCCUGCAAUACUGCAUCUGACCACAGGGCCGCGCUGCUGCACCACCUUUCACCAGAGACUCUGCUUGGCGGCUUUGAAUUGAUCCCAGUUGUGCCUGUUUCGCUUUUUGUGUGGCGUUUGGUAAAUGCUGGAAAUUUAAUUUGUAGACUAAACAGCGUUUGGCUGUCACAGAUUUUUUUCCGGCUCUUCUUCUGUAAAUAUAGGCUCAUGUUUGUAAAUUUGGUCAAACCUUGACCAAAACACUUAUUUCGCUCAUGUGUAAAGUAGCCUAAUGAAGUGUUUAUAUUUAUUUAUAAUCGGUACAGUUUCAUUCCAUCGUUUAUAAUUUAUUCAUUACCCGUUGUCUGUUUUGUUUGAAUAUCGAGUAGGCCUCUUGGACCGAGGAAACGUUAAGUUCUGUUCCUACUCAGUGUUCACCUUUUCUCCAACCUGGGAUUUUAAUUGAAUUGUGGCAUUUAAUCAUAAUGUUAGGAUGCUACUAUGAGCAUUUAGGUCAAUAUUUGGCUGUUGGACUCUAUAAAAGGAAAAUUUCACGUUAUUGUAUUUUUGUGUGUGCUUUAAUUGGUUUCACUAAUUGAAUGGUUGCGUGUCGAGCCUUCUCUUAAAUACUGACAUAACGGGAAAUCUGGAUUCGUCAAAUGCUUUUUUUUUUUUACAAUUGUGUAUGACAUCGAUAUCAAUAAGGGAAUGUGUUAUAAGAAAAUAUAUGUAAUUAGUUUUUACUGAAUCGAAAUGAUCAAGUUAAGAUUCUCCUGUCAAACGAAACUGUACGAUUCUUGGUUUUAAUAAAACUUGUACCGUUACUGAUAAUAUCUGAA
Messenger RNA from Gadus morhua (Atlantic cod), 2505 nucleotides. RefSeq names its product serine/threonine kinase 16 (gene stk16). The transcript is spliced from 8 exons. Gene Ontology annotation, biological process: protein phosphorylation. NCBI's taxonomy places the organism in Eukaryota, Metazoa, Chordata, Actinopteri, Gadiformes, Gadidae. Gene Ontology annotation, cellular component: cytoplasm; Golgi apparatus. Bases 189 to 1106 code for a protein of 305 amino acids. Gene Ontology annotation, molecular function: ATP binding; protein serine/threonine kinase activity. The record is from RefSeq and is a predicted model, not a curated record.